Messenger RNA from Pangasianodon hypophthalmus (striped catfish), 1443 nucleotides. RefSeq names its product Bet1 golgi vesicular membrane trafficking protein (gene bet1). Gene Ontology annotation, cellular component: SNARE complex; Golgi trans cisterna. Gene Ontology annotation, molecular function: SNAP receptor activity. Gene Ontology annotation, biological process: vesicle fusion with Golgi apparatus; endoplasmic reticulum to Golgi vesicle-mediated transport. Bases 195 to 536 code for a protein of 113 amino acids. The record is from RefSeq and is a predicted model, not a curated record. The transcript has 4 exons. Lineage: Eukaryota; Metazoa; Chordata; Actinopteri; Siluriformes; Pangasiidae.
CGACGUGUCACUAUACCGGCUUCCGUAGGCUGUCGUGGCGUGAAAACGUAGGCUAACAGUUGUGAGUGAUAUCAGAAGUGUAGCAGGAUUGAGCUUGUGUUCGUCUUAGACUCUGUUUAAAGAGCGAAGACGUUGUUUUUAGCAGUCAGGUGAGGUGACUGUAGGAGAAACACAGCUGAAGAUUAGACGGUAAAAUGAGGCGUGCAGGGUUGGGUGAAGGAGCUCCGCAGGGGAAUUAUGUGGCAAGCGGUUACAGCGUUUACGAGGAGGAGAACGAACAGUUACAAGAAGGUCUUAGAGCCAAAGUAAACGCACUGAAACAUCUCUCAAUUGACAUCGGGACUGAAGUCAAAUGCCAAAAUAAAAUGUUAUCAGACAUGGACUCGGACUUUGACUCAACUGGCGGUUUGCUGGGAGCCACCAUGGGCAGGCUGAAGCUGUUGUCCAGAGGAAGCCAGACCAAAAUCUACUGCUACAUGCUGCUUUUUGCUCUCUUUGUAUUCACUAUUCUUUACUGGGUGAUCAAACUGAGGUGAUGGAAGGACUAAUGAAUUUGACUGCUUUCAUGACGUCCUCUACCCUGCGUGCCACGUUCCACUGCAUCAGACAAACCGAAUCAGGCCAGUGAUGCCUUUGAGAUGAUUAACAUAAAGAGUCUUUGAUGUGUUCAAUAUUUACCACUCAACAGUUGUGCAAAAUCAUGGACAGAGGUUACCAGAAUUCCUCCCUGACACAGGUUAGUCAUUUUAGGAUGUAAAUUUUUGUAUUAUCAGUAUUCUUUGUGAGAUACAAAGGCUUUAAUGCAAUGCCAGUGUCAUUCUAGAUAUGCAGCUGUUUCCUAGGAUUAAUGAUCCUAACGCCUAAUGUUUUUCCACGGUUCAAUGCAUGCAUCAUCUGAGAGUGUAAUUGACUGUUGUUGUUUUUUUUCCCUAUAAACUGGCUGAAAACAAAGAUGUUAGUUUUAUAUAAAUGCACGGGUCCAGGAUCUGCUGCAGGUCCCAGAACAGGAAAUCAGUGAGAAAAAUAUUGUCUAUUUUGUCAAGCAAUUAUUCAUCAAGCUUGUUGGCUAUGCUUGGCAUAAGCAACUUAUUUAGCUGCCCUUGAUCUUUCAGAAUAAUUGUGACAAGUCUGUACUGAAUGCACAAAAGCUCUUAAUUAUAGCGAGGACAGGACAUUUCACUGUUCAAGGAAAUAUGUAAACAUUAAAAAUGUUUUCUGAGGGGGAAAAACAAUAGUGAUAUAAAUGAUGAGAAAAUUUUCAUCUUUUCUAACUUUAAGAUUUUAAUCCUUUUUCUGUUUAAUUUAAGAAUUUGAGUUCUGAAUAUGCAGAACACAUCUGAAGCUUAACAGUUCUGGACUAAUAAUGUUGGAUUUCUCACAGAAUUGUGAUUUGUACAGUAUGUAAGAGAAAAAAUGUUAGGCAAUAAAUGUUGAAGAAAGCAA